Messenger RNA from Oikopleura dioica, 9621 nucleotides. Lineage: Eukaryota; Metazoa; Chordata; Appendicularia; Copelata; Oikopleuridae. The record is from the annotation of a GenBank genome assembly.
AUGAGGUUCAAAAAGCCUCUUUUGCUGCUUUUCGCAGCAGUUUGCAAGAGUAGCUUGAUAAGUCGAGAUAUCUGCGCAAGAUGCAACAAUCUUUCCCAGACGUCCAGAAGUCUUACGAUGAGAGAAGUUCGAAACGCGGAAAUUGAUGACCUCUAUCACGUCUUUCUUUUGACAGAAAAUGUGGACCGCCCUUUUGCUCGUUUUGGGCGCUCGCCUUCUUAUGGCUUGGAUUAUUAUACUGAUGCAGAGUUGAGCAGAAUGGUUUGGGAAAAUCCGCGUUAUCCUUAUGACGAGGAUUUCGAAGUUCUAGUCGUUGCGGACGAAAAUGGAAACUCAGUUUGCAAUGCUGAAGAAAAUCAAUCUUCUAGUCCCUUGCUUUGCUACAACGGCGAGGAUAAAAAUGCAAUUUCAAAGCUAGCUUUUUUGAUAUCAUCAAAGCCUUUUCUCGAGCAAAACAGGCCUUACUCAAUUUCUCCUUUCAAAAUCACCGAACUUCAUUCUCCAGAAUGGGAUCGAAUUCCAGCAGAAUUCACUCAAAUUGGUAAUGCUCAGUAUCUCCAACGCUUUUCGCAGCUAAAUGUAAAAGAAGAUAUCCUUGGUGUUUUAUCGGAAGCCUGCCAGGCUGAAGACAGAGGUCAUCAAACAGCAGAACUCGUCGAGCAACUCAAAGUUGCUUCGCCAGGCGAAAUCGAAGCAGCCGCCAACGCCGCGCACUCUGUUUGCAAUGACAAAAACGACCUUGACGGAGAAAAACUUCUCUUUGACGCGUUAAUCUUUUGCAGACUGGACAAAUGUUUAUCUCAAGCUGUGAAACUUCAGCGAACUAAUGGAUACGCUGGCUUUCCAGAUCUACUCAUGAACAGUCUUUUCAUCACUCCACAAACAGGGGAGAACAGUCUUUCAACUUUGAAGAAUUUCUACGAAUUCGCAAAGAACAGCUUUUCCCGAGACAUCGAAAAACUGCUCCUAGGGAAGCUUAUUCACGAGUUUUGUCAAUUCAAUUCGAAUUGCCGGGCGACAAAUGCUGUGAAAAACGCCGUUGAACUUCUUGAGAGGGGAAUUUCUACAUAUUGUGAUGCAGAAGAAGAUCUAAUCUACCUAAAAGCGCUUGGAAAUGGAGGCGUUUUCAACGACAUUACAGUCAUAACAGAGCGCUGCGCGUUCAGUGAUGACGAAGAAAUCAGCUCGACAGCGAUUGAUGCUCUUCGACGAACAGAGUGCACGGAAGCACGAUUCGAGUUCCUGACUGGAAUCAUGGAAGAGAUCGACCACCUUGCUCCGGAGCGGCGGCAAAUGGCCCUACUCGCGCUGUGGGAAUGUCCUUCUAUCGAACUAAGAGACUUUUUGAUCCAAGCGAGUAUCGAGGAAGAAAGCUCGGACAUGCUCAAUUUGAUGAAAACCCUGCAACUGGAUCACAUGAACUUGAUGGGAGCGAACAUGUCUGACUUUGCAGCGCUCCUCACUGGAAACAGCUUCGUCUACAAAAACGAUGUUAUCAAGAUUGAGAAGCUUAAUCAUCCGGGCUCCAUUAUUCUGAGACGACUGAACAUCGAUAUGAACAAGUUUGUUACUUUUGCGUAUUUAUACGUGAGUGGGGCGAACUUUCUAUCCACCCAAGAAAUGGUCAAAAUAGAUGAAGGGAAAUUCGGCAGCUUGGAAAUGCGCAUCAGAGCGGUCAAUUUGGAGAAUGAAAUCAUCAAGAUCUUCGACCCAAGGGCAAAGAACAACGAUGUCGAGGGAGAUUAUGUUGCAGAAACCCUUGGACUCAAUCAAAAGCCACAAUUGAAGCUCGACUUCCGACUCAGAGGCAGUGACGUUUUCAGCAUUGAAAUCGAUGAUAUCAAGGCGUUCUUUGCUCAAAUUUCUGAAGAUUACGAACGAACGAUGAACUUGUCCCUUUUUGAGAAAGUAAAGGUGGCUUUCGGAUACACAGACGUUGGAAUCUUCAAAUACUUGAAAAAUGAUGCCUUUGAUUUUCAACGUUCUUUUCUCGUUCACCAAGAAAAUGAGCAGGGUGAAAAUUCAAACGACCCUCUUCGUCUAGAGACAGUGUCAAGAGAGACGGCAUUUGAAACAUUACGGCUCAAAAGCUCUCUCUCCCUUGAUAAAAAUUGGGAGUUCGUUCUGAAAGGAAUUUUAAAAAGCGAGUUGGAAGAAAAAGAAACACUUGCAAAUGAAUUUAUCCGUCGGCGUAGAAACUCAGACGUGUCCCACUUUGAAAUUGCCUUUGGAAGUCAGGGAUGGCGACUAAAAGCAAACGAUGGAACUGGACUCGAAUACAGCAACGUCGGUGGAUUCAGUUUCAAAGUAAAUGGCGAUGGAGCUCACGCUACUUUUGUAUAUUCUGAAUCAACUGGAGAAUUUAUUAUAACAACUGCUGGAUUUUUGGCUCCAAAUGAGCAGGUCUUCUCUCUGCGCUCUGUUGAUGGGGAACUCAGAGGAUCAUUCAGUCAACCAUACGGUGAAGAUGUCGAGUUCAAAAUUUUCGAUCAGAUUCCAGAGUCGGAAAGAACGAUUUUCAACAUGAAGCCAACCAUUGAGGCCCAUGACAACGCAACACGUGCUUAUUUGGCCCUAGAAAAGACUGAAAAUCUUGCCGAGAUUCUGGCCUUUAUGACGUUCAAGAAAUCUCCUGACAAUCCAAUGGCCGGUCCUCCUGCUGACAUGAAAUAUUUGAAUCAAACUUUGGCGAUCAUGGAUGGUCGAUACGAAGAAGAGGAGAUUAUAACUAGUUUUGUUAACGUAAAACUCUCGCGAACGGUAGAAAUCGGCAACGCGGAAGGAGAAAUAAAGUUUAUCCUCGACCUCGGAGACAAUUUUCAAGUGCUUUUAGACACUGGAGUGGGAAUUCAAGAUGAUAAGGCAAAUGUUUUCUUUCAUGGCGACGCUGGUGAACUUGGCAAAGUUGAUUUCUUGGUUGACUCAAACUGGCGAUCGGGAAAAGACUCGACCAAAUAUCAACUAAAAAUCAGCCAGUUUGAAAUCCAAUCUGACUUCGUCCAACUUCGAUUCGAUAAAGGAAAAAUGGCAUUUCAACAAAAUCACGUGCAAAAGUCCAAAUGCCCGGCAGAAAUGGGAGGAUUCGUCGGAUCUCAACGGGAAGUCGAAGGAACUUUUGACUUCAAAUUCGAUCUCAUGGGAAAAACAGAACUUCUGGACAUGGCGUUCUAUUUAAACAUGGCCGAUGAUUAUUCAAAAUCCGCAGCGGGAAUAAGGCUCAAUCUGGUGCCUUCUUAUCUUCGACUUUUUGCCACUAAGUACCAACUUGUGACUUAUUACCAACUCACUCCUGAAAAAAUGAUUGGCCGACUGGAUGGGAAAAAGGAAGGCGAACAUGAGAUCGACAUCAAAGGUCAAAUUCUAGCGACGCCCGAGCAACUCCAAUUCGAAGCGCUUUACAAAUGGAAAUUCUACGCUGAGUCGACUAAAUAUGGUCUUCGAAGCACAUGGCAAGUCAAGAACCCAAGAAACCUGUUUAUCAGCUUCGAGCCGAUUAUGAACGAUGAGAGCUACCCAGUUUCAUUCAGAUUCGUGGACAAGUCGGCAAAACGAGUAGAUUACUAUAUUGACGUCUCGCAAGACGUAGAAGCUCUAUCAUUAGAUUUUCCAAGUCGAGUUCGUCUCCAAUUGAAGGAGCCUACCGACGGCCAUUACAAAGCUGUUGCUCUUUUGAACGGCCCUGGAGAGAAAAAUCAGGAAAGCUACAGUGUGGAUCUCUACGCCCAGAAAAAACGAACAGGCUUUGCGCUGAAGCAAUCGAAAGAGUUCUUCCUGAGCUGGGAAAAUUCGACUGACGUACGAACACAAACACUUUUCGCGAUCAAAUCAAGUGAUGAAAAUUAUCUAAAAACAUCAGCUGGUUAUUCAAAGAUAAAUAGUCUUGGUGCAAAAAAAUGCAGUUUGACAUUUGUCUCUGAUUUUAAACCGGAAGCUGGGGAGACAUGGAGGAGAAGCGCUCAGUUGAACAUCAAAAACGAAUGCGUCAGGGAUCCGAUGGUGGAUCAAAUCAUCGGCAAAAACUCGGGAUUCAAAUUCUACGCCGCGGAGAACAACAAGAGACUGACAAGCUAUCUUGAGCUCGCCAAGAAGGGAAUGGAAGAGAAUCAACUUCAACGAAUAACGGCUGGUCUCCUUGUUGAUCCCAAAGCAUCGACUAUUGCCCUUCAAGUUUCUUUGGAUCUGAAUGAAGACUUGAAGAAAAAGUUUAAAAUCGCGGGACGAAAGUUUACUGAUACAGGCUCCGUUAUUGUCAAAGUCUCCGAAGUACGUGAGCCAGAAGACAUCGUUCUCGGCGAAAUUUCGUAUCUCGUCAAACCAGAAGAGUAUGAAUUCAGCAUCGAAAUUCCAGAAGAAACAGCAAUGGAACAACAAUUCCAGAUGGGAAUCCUCAGUGUCAAUGAUGCCCUAACUAAACUCAAUUUCGUUUAUGUUCCCAAUCGGGAGAAAUUCGAAGCAAAAUUGGCUACAACGGAGUUGCAACGAGAGUGGAAAGAUGAUGGAACAUCAAACGAGCAGCAAGUGGACUUCAAUUUAAGAUUCACUGUUCCGAAUGGAUUAAAACCAGCAGAAGACGGCCUCGUUGCGAUAAUAGAGGAAACAAUUGAUGGAAACUCUAUAGCUAAUUCUCUGAAGAUAAUUGUUGAUGAGGAGCGAAAAUCAUUAUCGGUUGUCGAAUCGAAUAAUGAUUUUUCUUUGGAAAUAUCUGUUGUUGAUUUCAAUUCAGAAAAUGACAUAAAAUCUGAAAUUUAUGAUGCCACAGGCGCUUUACUGGACGGAAAAAGCUUGCUCGAAGUAAAAUGGUACAAAGAAGAAAGUUUAACUUGCAACCGAACUGAUUAUUUCCGAAUAUCAGCUGGGAAAAUAGUCAACAUUUACGAAAAUUUGAUGGGUUUUGAAGAAUCGGAGAAUAUUUACCCUGGAUUUUUCGCACAAAUGAUGGGUACCAGCGACUCUCUUCCUGAUUACGAGUUUAUGAUAACAAAGACUGCAGGUAUUUUUGAAGCUCAUUUCUAUGGGCCAAAACCGAUUCCUCGAGAACUAUUGGACUUUACGUUGGAAUCUGCUCUCUGUUUCACAUACGAUGAAUACGAUGAAUACGGAGAACGGAUUAACGAUAAAUACGGAAACUCGUUCUUGAAAUUCAAAAAUGUUGAUGAUCUUACAAGCAUUUGGUGGAGUAUACACGAUUUAGAGACCCUGUUUAUCGAUUAUCUACCAGAGGAAGUGGCGGUAGUCGAGCAUCUGAUCAUGUAUGAAAACGAAAUCGAAAUCAAGAAAGAUGGUCAUAAAACGACGGUCGAACACACUUUGCCUGAAAAAAAUCAAGUACUCGCGGAAAUAGAAAUGUCUUUCCAUCAAAACGGACUCCAAGAUUUUUACAUUUCCGGUAAAAAGCCUGCAAUCGAAGAUGAAAGUCUCUGUUUGGAAAAAUCAACUUCAAUUUUUUGCUACCCAUCACAGUCAAUUUACUUGGAUUCCUCAAACAUGAAGGAUUUCAUUACAAAUUUCGACAAAGAAUCUUCUCUAACCAUCGAUCAUAAGUUCCUUGAAAGAUCAGAAAAUUUGAGAAUCCGAGGAGUCAUCAACAAAGUCGACUUGAAUUUGAGACUUGAGGAAAUUUAUGAAGCGCCUGAGCAGAAUAAGAAUCUUACCGUCAUUUUCAGCAUUGAAAAGAUCGGUUUGGACAUUGGUCGCGGUCUCGUUGAGUCCAGCCCCAUCACAAAACUUGUCUUAGUCUGUGAUGUCUAUGAGACCUCUCCGGAAGCUCAACUAAUGGGACUAGAACAGCGACAUGCUAGACUCACUCUAGGGGGUGAACUUGACGAUAACUCGAUUUUGCUGCACGGCUCUGUUGUCAGCUUUAUUCAAUCGCAAGAGUUUACUGCUCUGUCGUUCAAAAUUCACGGUCUUCUUGAUCUCCCCUCCUCGUUUUCUUCCAUCAAUUCGCGCGCAAAUCUGUUGAUCGACAUUGAAGAAAGAGGACGUCAGCUUGUUCUUUUCGACAUGAAGAAUGAAUUGAGAUCCUCCGCUGGUCGUGGCGAUUUCUCAUCGCAAGUCGAGGUCGAAGCCUAUGAGCUUCUGAACCAAACGACUGUCGAUCUCCUUGUCAAUUUUGGUGAUCCAAGCGGCUCAACUGGGCUGAUCUUUGGCUACGACGGCGAAUACAAAAUCGACACAGAUUGGCGGGUCGACAUCAGCCGCAACGAUGCUAGUAUUCGCGCGAUCGAAUUCAAGCUCAAUCCACUCCUGGAAGUCCGCAGCGAUCGUGCAGAAGAACCAAUGGUCGACUUGAAAAUGAACCUCGAAGUGGAGCCGGAGUACAAAACCGCGACUUUGAACGAGUUCUUAAUGUUGAUCGACAACGAUGUUUUCUAUGAAUUCGAAGUAACUCACGCGAAUUUCCGAAUGAACGAAAAUCACAUGGAACUUGUCGCCGAAAUGUUCCACAACAUCGAUUUCCUGCACUAUCAAAUGGCGAUUUUGCCGCACACGAGAAUCGACGCCUUCGCUGAUUUCCCCGAGCAUGAGGCUUUCAAAGCAACAGCAAUCGUCCAAGGCGCAGAAGGAAAACAUGAACAAAUUUACCUCGUUCAUGAUUUGAGCCUUACAUGCGAUUACAAACUCGGCGGUCUUCAUGAUUUCUACGGAAAAGGGGCAUUCAAAGCAGCCAGUCCAACUCUUCCGGAAGAAAUCUCUUUCGACGUCGUUUCUGAUCUUGAUGCUGGAAUCAACGUCAAGGCCGGCUACAACAUUACAAUAGGAAAUGAAGAAGAGAACAAGUUUCUUCUUGGCGCGAGAUUCGGAGAGCUCGUCUUUGAUUACUCAAAAGAUGGAGAUUUGAAGACAAAGGUCGACCUUGCUGAAGGAAGCGUUUAUCUUGACGGACACGUGAGCUUCGGCGAGAGUGGUUUCAGUGGAAUCUCGCUUGCUUUAGACUUCUUUGGGAAGGAUUUUGAAGUGCUCUUGAAUACAUCGGAGUCUUAUUUAAGCUCGGAAGUCUUCGUCAGUCACGAAGAAAAAGAAUAUGUCAGGCUGAGCUACGACUUUGAAAACAAUCACAAAGAAGGACUUGUGAUAAACAUCCGCGAAAUGAAAAACAAAAUAAUCAUCGACCAAGAUUGGCAAAAUAGCCGCCUUUCAUGGACCCUGGAUACUCACGGUCCCGAUCAUAAGUUCCAAAAUACUGGAGAAUUCAACAAGCCCUACAGAGUCACUUCUGAAACAAUUCUUUCUGGAUUCGGACUUGAAGACGAGCAUAAAUUGACUCUCUCAGGCGAUAUUAUCGAGGAGCAGUCACCUGGAGAGGAAAAAUACACGCUGAAAACAAGCGGCGAAUACAACGAAUACAAAGCAUCUCUCGCCCUAGGCGGCGCCCUACGCUACACAACGGAUGAUUAUUAUGGACAAACCUACCAUGCUUUUGACCAGCUAAUAGGAGGAAGUGCCUUAAUCGAGUGGUCGAUGCCUAGUUUGGAGAAAUUCCACUUUUUCUCGACCGAAGCCAGUGUCGAUCUCAGCGGCCGAGUCGGUGGCGGACUCGAAGUGGAAGUCAAUGACAAUGAGCCGAUCAAACUCGAUGUCCGCUUCGUUGGUUUAGAAGAAGGAGCUACUUUUGGAAUCGAAUCCAAACUCAGUGGAAUCAUGCAACAUGUAGAUCCAGAGAUCAUUGAGAAGUUCAUGCUCGCCAGGUCUUCUGUUGACAUCGUUGUUUCAUUGGACUGGAGUCUUCAUACUUACUCCUUGACUGUAACUCCCGAUGGCCAGGAAUACCAUUUCAGAGGCUCGUACGAGCGAGACGGAUUAACGAUUUACUUCACUCAGCCGAAUCAAAUCAAAAACGUGCCUACUUGGGGCUCAAUUCAUUGCGAGGGAAGCGAGUCUGAUGAUGAGUUCUAUUUCAUUUGCAAUGCCAAGGCUCUUGUCAACGAUGUAAGUCGAGAAUUGAACACAAAGUUCUCCAACAUCGCCACUUCCAACGCUGUUUACGAGUUCACCAGCAAUGUUGCCGAAUUAGACGUUUUGUACAACGACGAAAUCCACGGACCAGAAAAGUGGUCGUUCAGACAAGAAAAGAAAUCUGACGGAUUUUUGUCGAUGAUUUCGUCGCAUUCGAACAAUAAAGGGACGAAUAGCAGAAAGAUUGUCGUCCUUGAUACAGAAGAACGCGCCGUUAUCGAGCUAAAAGCUCUUGAUGAGCCAAAAAAUUCUGACAAGUCGCGACUUCAGUUGACUUUUAACUUGGACAAAAACACUCGCGAAGCAAAACUCUCCAUCGACCGACCUGGUAACGCGGAAGGACUUGAAACCUACAGCUUCAUCUUUCCUUCUGUUACUGACAGUGCUCGAGAACUGUUCAAUGGAAAUGGAAGCCGUCAAUAUGAUUCGAACAUCCGAUUGAUCAUUUCUGGGGAUGAAACUGAGGAGGGCUCUAUUUUCAAGUUUGGCUUGAAAAUCGGCAAACAUGACUACACCGUCAACGUCCGUCAUUUUGCAAAGCGAAACGAGCUGCCAAACGUUCUCGUUUUCGGAUCUGAAAGCUUCUUGGAACUGGCUGGAUCGAAAAUUCCAAUUCAAGGCACAUUUGUCGAGCUUUACAAGGAUCUCGGCCAAACUGGAGUGCGAUUUACUCUCAAUGAAUGUCUCGCAAAGCUGAUCAGAAAAUACAUUAUUGAAAAAACAGACAUCGUUGAUGAGAUUCGCUUCUUUUUCUACGACAAUGAGUGGUUUUUUGGUGAUUUUGCCGGACAAGUGGACAAAAUUUCGAGAGAUCUUGAAAUCGAGCAGCUUUUUUCCUCCCUUCAACAGAUGAAUCCAGUUUCAAUGAUCGACGAAAUGGCUGAUUCCGCUGGUCAAAUUUUGCCUUCAGAACUCGGUCUGAAAGCACGAAUAAAAUCGCUAAUCAACAGUUUAUUUUUUGUUGGCGAUUCGGAGAUGUUCAUCGGUCUUCCAAUCAACAUUCCCGACCAAAUGCCGAAAGACUUCGACUUGUCCGCGGCGAUUCUCGCUUCAGGACCUGUUCAAUUCGCUGGAAAAUUGUCGGAUGUUGACUAUUGGGUUGAUAUUUGGUUCCAUAUCAGAGCUUUUAUCGCCAAAGAAAGAUCUCCAUUUUCCGGACGAGCCUGGCUCGUGGAAAACAGAUACGUCCAUACUUUCGACGGUGGAGAUGGAAUUCUCGAUUCCGGAUCUUCGUAUCAAACAGACUACCUCUACAAUCGAGAAAUGAAGCUCUUGCCAACAGCAAUCGGGGAAUUCGAGACGAUUAUGGGAGUUGUUCACGGACAAUUCGAGCUGGCGAAAGUAACUGAGCUUAUCCUUCCUUGGAAGAUGUUUGGAAAUGUCGCGGGUUCUUUCGGUCGAAUGUCGCGAGAAAUCGCCGAUGAUUUCCUGGUGAUCAACAAACGCGUCAAUUCUUCAAGCGAAGCCUGCCCAGUUGAAGAACUCCGACCGCGAAAUGCUCGAAGAUCCCUUCGACCUUGCCUUCCAAUCGUUGACAUUGAACCCAUCCGAAAUAUGAUUCUCGAGGAAGACUGCGGAAAAAUUUCUUCCUGUUCGAUUUUGAAGUAUUAUUUGAGAAGAUGCGCUGCUGAAGGCAUUUUAAUCGAAGAACCACAAUGCAGCUGA